Molecule: messenger RNA, 2261 nt
Organism: Nelumbo nucifera (sacred lotus)
Lineage: Eukaryota; Viridiplantae; Streptophyta; Magnoliopsida; Proteales; Nelumbonaceae
Product: lysine histidine transporter-like 8
Source: RefSeq, a predicted model, not a curated record
CACUCUCUUGUCCCUGCCACAGUGACUCAUCAUGGUCGUCCUUUCCUCACUUCUGAUUUGAGUUUAUAUACAUGUCUUCUUCUCUUUUCCUCCUUCCUUUCUUUAUGCGUCUAUUGCCUUCAGAAUCUCCCUUCGUAUCUCUCUAUCUCUCUAACACUCACAUACAUAAAAACACAGACUUCACUGAUGAUGUCUGACUGAGGAAUCGGACAGAGACAGACAGAAAGAAGAAUAGACAAGGGAAAAACAAACGGAACUCCAUAAUUAAUUCAUGAAUUGAGGCCACGUACUCCUGCUCCUGCUCCUUCAGUCCUGCUGCUACAAAAAAGAGCACAUCGCCCCCCGGGAGAGUGUGAGAGAGAGAGACUAGUCUUGAUUGCGACUCUUUCAUCAUCGCAGCUGUGUGAUUAAAAGGAGGGAAUACCCAAUAUUCGAAAAAAAAAAGUUACAGAAUCAAUGGAGGAGAGAGCGGACACGGAGUUGGUGUCGAUACCGGCGACGCCUCGUGUAUCGACGCCGGAGAUACUGACUCCAUCGGGGCAGAGAUCUCCGAGGCCAGUGUCCAAGGAGGGGAAGUCAUCGACUGCUUGGACGCCAACAUCGCUGAUAUCGCCGAGGUUCCUGAGCCCAAUCGGUACGCCGAUGAAGAGGGUGCUCAUUAACAUGAAAGGGUACCUGGAGGAGGUGGGCCACCUCACCAAGCUGAACCCGCAGGACGCAUGGCUUCCCAUCACCGAAUCUCGCAAUGGAAAUGCUCAUUACGCUGCUUUCCACAACCUUAACGCCGGUGUCGGAUUUCAGGCACUAGUCUUGCCCGUUGCCUUCGCCUUCCUCGGCUGGAGCUGGGGGAUAAUAUCCUUGACCAUAGCCUACUUUUGGCAACUUUACACUCUUUGGAUUCUAGUCCAGCUACAUGAAGCAGUCCCAGGGAAGAGGUACAACAGAUAUGUGGAGCUUGCACAAGCAGCAUUUGGGGAAAGAUUAGGUGUGUGGCUUGCUCUUUUCCCAACAGUUUACCUAUCAGCAGGGACUGCAACAGCCUUGAUUCUCAUAGGAGGGGAGACCAUGAAGCUUUUCUUCCAGAUAGUUUGUGGGCCCUUCUGUUCAUCAAAUCCUCUAUCAACUGUAGAGUGGUACCUGGUGUUCACUUCUCUAUGCAUUGUUUUAUCUCAGCUGCCAAACCUGAACUCAAUUGCUGGACUUUCUCUCAUAGGGGCAGUCACAGCCAUUACUUACUCUACUAUGGUGUGGGUCCUGUCUGUUAGUCAACCAAGGCCACCCACAAUUUCAUAUCAGCCCCUUUCAUCUCCUUCAUUCUCUGCCUCGGUCUUUUCAAUCAUGAAUGCUCUUGGAAUUGUAGCUUUUGCUUUCAGGGGUCACAAUCUUGCAAUGGAGAUUCAGGCGACAAUGCCAUCAACAUUUAAACACCCGGCCCAUGUGCCUAUGUGGAGGGGAGCUAAGGUUGCCUAUUUCUUCAUUGCCAUGUGCUUGUUUCCUGUUGCAAUUGGAGGAUUUUGGGCUUAUGGGAAUCUUAUGCCUUCGGGAGGGAUUCUUGGUGCCUUGUAUGCAUUUCACAAUCAUGACAUACCACGAGGGCUUCUUGCUACAACUUUCCUCUUGGUUGUGUUCAAUUGCCUGAGUAGCUUCCAGAUAUACUCAAUGCCUGUUUUUGACAGUUUUGAAGCAGGGUACACAAGUCGUACCAACCGCCCUUGCUCAAUAUGGGUCCGCUCUGGCUUUCGUGUCUUCUAUGGAUUCAUCUCUUUCUUCAUUGGGGUGGCACUCCCUUUUCUCUCCAGUCUUGCCGGUCUAUUGGGAGGCCUUACUCUUCCAGUUACCUUUGCUUACCCUUGCUUCAUGUGGGUUCUCAUAAAGAAACCUAAAAAGUUCAGCUUUAAUUGGUAUUUCAAUUGGAUACUUGGGUGGUUAGGGAUUGCUUUCAGCUUGGCUUUCUCUAUUGGGGGUGUUUGGAGUAUGGUAAACAGUGGACUUAAGCUCAAGUUCUUUAAGCCCAACUGAGGUGUUUCACAUAAUAUUAUCCAAGGAAUGGGAUCUCUGCUUGUCCUGUCGAGUUGUAUGUGGGAGAUCAUAUUGUCCCAUGACUUGGUUAGUUGUUAAAUACAUAUUCUUGUUUCAAAUUUCACUAGAGACAUGCCUUAGUGUAUGUAAUUACAAAUAUUUUUCCUGCUAUACUGGUUUGAUGAAUGUGAAAUUCAAAUGAAUUUGGUUUCCACUAUUUAUUAAAUGAUUUUCUGAUGCUC